AUGUUUGGUAUUCCUUCUGGCAUAGUUAUACCCGGCCCUGGCUACAUCCCAGAGGACCAAAAGAAAAACAACAAAUCUGACAGCAUCAGGAGCGGCACCAGCCAUAGCGACAUCCUCUUUGGUGCCUACAACUCCAACUCCAGCAUCACCACCGCCACCUCCAACAGCACAGAUGCAACUAGCGCCAACGGUCAAUAUGGGCAUUUCGCAAGGAGUGGCAGCAUAUCAUCGGUGCUCUCUGGCGGCAAUGGCCCUCCAUCGCCCACCACCCCAUUCAAUGGUGUCGGAAAUAAUCCGUACUACCGAGGUCCGGCGAUGGCUUCCUUAGCAGAGGAGGAGAUGCCUCCACCUUAUAUCUCUCAACAUCAAAUCCCCCACCAUCACCAACAGCAUCAACAGCCUCCCUCCUCCUCCUCAUCGUCCUCAUCUUCCUCUUCGUUGUCCUCGUCGGAAGAUUACCGCCAAUGCCUACAAUGGCUGCAACAGACAUGCCGACCGGUGUUUAUGAAGGAGUUGGCGCAGUUGAAUACGGUUCCUGUGCCGAUCACGGUGGCGAAUGCAAAGCACCCGAGCCAGAUUGGUGGCACGCAGCUUGUGCAGAUUGCGAGCUGGAAACAGUCUCAGGUCCAAGUCUUGCCUAUCGAUCGAUGGGGCCAAGCCCACGACGUCCUCGAAGAGAUUGCCCACGCUUAA
Molecule: messenger RNA, 693 nt
Organism: Linnemannia hyalina
Lineage: Eukaryota; Fungi; Mortierellomycota; Mortierellomycetes; Mortierellales; Mortierellaceae
Source: the annotation of a GenBank genome assembly